Molecule: messenger RNA, 1176 nt
Organism: Vollenhovia emeryi
Lineage: Eukaryota; Metazoa; Arthropoda; Insecta; Hymenoptera; Formicidae
Exons: 2
Coding region: 88-447 (119 amino acids)
Source: RefSeq, a predicted model, not a curated record
CAGCAAUACGUGUAUGAAGAUUUCGAUUCACGUACCUUGCGGUUAUUGAAGAGACAAUUUAGAUAUUUUAUGAUACACAAUAAGUGAAUGAUGAUAGGGGAUGAGCAUUCGAUGACGAGAUUCCAAUCCUGCCACGCUGCCACCAAGCUGAGUAUCUGGCACAAAACAAGAAAUGGCACUGUAAUUAAAAUAAUGAUCAUGGGAAUUAAUUAUCAGUCAACGAUUCGUCAACGCGCAAACCAGCAAACAAAAUUGGCUGAAAACGACAAAGGUGAGAUGAAAGGUGAAGAAGAAUCUCUUGAAGGCAGACUGUUCCGGCCAUUGACCGAUCCACGACAUAAAGAGCUGGUAGAUUUUGUAAUGCUGCACGUCCAUCUCGACUCUCUACCGAAAACUAGAAUGCGUCUGCAGCAGGCAGUAAACUUUUCACGGCAGGGAUCAGCUUGAACGUAAAUCUUUCGUUUGUCCCGUAUUCCCUUGGUGAAUAUCCGGGUAUAACGGUAGACAGAAAUUUGCAUGGCUGAUGACGGUAUGUUAAAAGACGCGCGAUCGAUUUCAUGGAACGUAUGCACGAGCUACGCCACUAUGGGGCACAAAGAAGAAAAUUAAUCCACUUAUAUCUCUAUUUUAUUUCGGUUCAAAACUUUCUGGUAAAAGGAAUUGUAAGAUCCACAUCCGCAAAUCUUUCUUGCAUUAACAACAGUUUGUAUGCCUUUCUCUACACAGUAUGUCUUUCAGCUAAAAGAUUAACACGAUACAAACAAUUCAAGUAUGUAAUUUUAUAUUAUCGUUUAAAAGGCUAGAGAAUAUUUUAUUUCUCAAUAAUUAAUAGAUUGUAAAAUCUCCGUCGUUUUGCAGUUUCUAAGUAGUUUCCUUAAUUACUUUUAAGUAGAUCAACAUUAUAUAGUAUAUCCGGUUUACUAAAUGAGUUUGAAGAAAUUAUUAACAGUUCUCACUACGUAAUGAUGUUGUGAGAUGAACAUACAUAUAUUUAUUGCUUAUUACCAACCAACACUUCCAAGUGCCAUACAUAAAAGUUAUUAUACAUAAUUUUAUUACACAUAAAUCAUUUUAUAUAAAGAAGUAGUAACUCAUAUAACAAAACGUUCUUUAAACAUUUAUUACAUUCGAUUGGUGCUAGAAAAAUGUUUUAAUUAUUAUAUUUGAUACACGUUA